This is a messenger RNA of Stylophora pistillata, 1336 nucleotides long. Its product is annotated as transmembrane protein 177. Gene Ontology annotation, cellular component: membrane. NCBI's taxonomy places the organism in Eukaryota, Metazoa, Cnidaria, Anthozoa, Scleractinia, Pocilloporidae. The record is from RefSeq and is a predicted model, not a curated record.
ACCCUAGUUACAAGCUCUCGUCGCGAAAGAGACUGGAGCGAGUGUCAUGGGGUAGUCGCCAUAUUGGGUUAUCUACACGUGCAGAACUAUUUUACUAAUAUCAGCAAGCAUGGCGAGUUUUGGACAUGUAAUUGAACUUGUUGGUAAGGUUGCGAACCGAUUCAUUGUCAUAUCCGUAGGAUUUGGUAUCGGUGGACUUUUUAUUUACAAAAACGCGGCCGAGGCUUUCCCAAAUCAGGUGUGCAAACCCAUCGUUGGUCUGAAGGACGAAGAUGGCAGCCUUUUGGAAGUCCCCGCGCGUAUAAGAACACAGUUCGAUGUAGUGUUGAAUAAGUUUGGCUACACGUCUGCCGACAAGAUAAGCUUGUUCAUAAAUCAGGGUGUACAUCCGAUGUCGGUGGGUUCAACCUCCUUUCCAAACGGAGCUGUUGUAAGCAUGCCAAAAUGGUACAUUUUUGAGAAUUACAAAGACAUAGAAACUUGUGGAAUUACUUUUCAAGGAAGGGACAUCAGAUGGGAUUCUGAACUGGGUGUAAAGAUCAAAGAAUGCUUGCUACCCAGUGAUGACAUGAUAGCUUUUUGCAUCGCGCACGAGGUUGCCCAAAUGCAGCGUUUAGACUACAAAGCUAUCAAUGCCGUUCUUGCACCAACUUGGUUGUACUUGACAUAUAAGCUUGCCUACGUUGGCCCAAGGAUGUUGCAACUUCACACAGUGCUGGAUAUACUCUUUAAGCUUGUUCUCUGUCGCCUGAGCUAUCUUUGUUAUAAACAAGUGCACAUGAAACUCUAUCAUGAUGUAGUUCACCAAGCGGACCUCACGGCUGCAAAGUGCGAGCCCAGAAUGCUACAAGGUGGCAUAGACAUGUUCACUAAAAAGUUAGAAUUGAACCGCAUCCGACGCAGACUGAUGGGGAGGAAAGGACAGAGUUGUUUUACAGAGGAAGGGAAUGACGUUGAGUCUCUCGUAUACCCUCUGUUGACUGACAGGCUUGAGCGACUGAAGGUUUUAGAAAGAGAGUCUACAAAUACUGGUAUGUCGAGUGGUAAUCAGGCAGAGGGCAGUAAAAGCAGCUGAUGAAGACAUGCCUCCUUUACAUCCUUGACCUUCACCAGUGAUUUGAUGUUUAGUCUCAGCAAAUCUUGUUACUCUAAGCAGAAUUCUCCUGCAAAAUAUUGAAUUUGUUCAGUAAAUUAUUUUUGAUCUGAGAGCUAAAUCUGAAGUUCUCAGUAACAAAUGUUUUCCCUCAAAGAUUAUCAUUCACAUCUUAGAAAAAGAGGCUAGCCAACCAUUCUUUUGAUGAUCUGCUAAAAAUAAUAAAAAAAAUUGAAUUGCAAA